CGAGCAUGUGUUGUGCGUGAGACGAGAUGGUCCAUUGACUGCGAGUGUGUUGUGCACUGCGUUUUGCUCCACAGAUAUCUGCCGUAUAAAGUAGCCAAACAUCUGGAAUCUUCACCAUGUCAGCCGCUUUCGGCAGCAGUGAACUCCUAUCCACGCCUCCGUCAGGGAAGAGGAACGGCGUGCGGCCGCUGAGCGGCGAGAAGAUGAAAAACAAGCACGCCGCCAAAAGCCCAAAGAGCAACGGUAGCAAGGGACUCAUGAAGAUAUUCAAGAAAGGGAAAGCCAAGGAGAACGGGGUGGUGCCCGUACGGCCAUCUUGUUUCGACGACGAUUUUGUAAAGAGGUCUGAGAGUCCGGACUCUCCUAGUCGUGGACCGGCCGCUGCUAGUGGAGGCGGAAAAUCCGGGAAGGCGAAAGAGGACCGAAGCUACGGGCUAUGGCGCUCAAAGGGGAAAUGUGAAUGGGAGAGUGAUUCAGGAAGGAUGCUGACUCUGAAACCAGUCGAGAUGAACAAACUCUCACAAGUCGAACUACUUGCCUUCCAGAGAGUGGCAAUCAACCAGCUACAGUCCAUGAACCUCCCUGUGUCACACGCCAUCAUUGCCGCGUCCAAGAAAGGCCGACUUUCUUUCAACUCGUUCAACAAGAGAAGGAUAUCUACAGGCAAUGACCAAGCUAUUGGUAUGUUUGGCCUACCAAUCGACAAAGUCGCGACAGACCGUACUGGUUCCAGCUCCGGAGCGGCCACACCGGUCAGCUCUAGCUCCCGCAGCGGUUCCCUCCAACCACCCUCCUCCCCCACAAGCACCGACACCAUCUUCCUGGAUAACGAGCCGAACCCUACGGCUGUCCUCCUUGAGGCACUCUCCAAGACCGACAGGGCAACUGCUCCUCCCUCUCCAAAAACGCAGCGUCAGAUCGCCCUCAGACCUUCGGAGCCGCGUGUCCCACCCAUCGUACGGAAGGCGAUUGAGCUACUCGACCAAAAAGCCGUCAUGACUGAGGGACUGUUUAGAAUAUCGGGGUCAAAGGCGAGAAUUUAUGAGAUAAAACAGAAGUUUGACAGAGGAGAAGAUGUGGAUUUGACUGAUGCUAAUCCACACGACAUUGCAGCUCUGCUGAAAGAGUUUUUCCGCAGUCUUCCGGAGCCUCUGAUGACGAGAGAGCUGUUUGGACCAAUCCUUGGAACCAGGAAGUUGUCCAGCUCCGCUCAGCGAAGGGACGCGCUGCGUCUGUUCUGCCUCCUUCUCCCCCAUGCCAACAGAGACACGCUCCAGGCUCUGCUCCAGUUCCUCUCCCGCGUGGCCCUCCACUCCGACGGCAUCAUCCUCAUCGACGGGACCCAGGAGACGGGAAACAGAAUGACAGAGCAGAACCUAGGGCUCAUCAUGGGACCCAACAUUCUACAUAAGGAGCAGAGGAAGACGGCGGGAGUGAAACCAGACUACCAGGUAGUCAAGCAGGACCAGGAAGAGCUGGAGGCGGUGUGUAAGGUCAUGGAGGAUCUCAUUCGGAUGCACACCUCCAUUUUCACCAUACCAGCGGGGCUGUAUGACCAGGCGAUAAAGGCCCUCCAGCCAAUGGACCCUGAGGGAGUGGACACUCUAUUGAAGAGGAAGUGUAUGGACCAAGGGUCAGACGGGGUUCGACGAGUGACCCCCGGGAGCACGCCCACCUCCACGCUGCGCCUGGUUGUCCCGCCCGGCUCCUCCCCCUCCUGGCGACGCUCCCGCUCCCUCAGCGACACAGAGAAGACGCUGGACGACGCCAUUCGAGAACUGGACAGUCUCCAAGUCAACAUCAGUGAUGAUCUCGAAGUGGCAAGGAGACAUCGUCAUUACUCCAGUAAUGAUUCUGCGAUGGGGGAAUCGGAGGUCGUUAUGUCCCCUGCUCCCUCUGCAGGGUCCGAACCCUCUACCCUCUCGCGACCCCGUGACAUCAUCCGUAACCGUAGCGACUCGGCGUUCUCUAACAACACCUCCCCGACCAACUCGAGCAACGAAGGAAUGAACACAAGUGACGCUCUCUCUCUGGAGUCGGAUCCCUCCUCUGUGGUCCACCAGCGGAACGCCAGCACAAUCAGCAGUACCAGUGAACCAGACAGACAGCUCGGGGAGGGCAGUCACACGUCGCUUGGCUCCGCCCGACCACACCCGACAUCAGACUCUGUCUCUCUCCCGACCUUUAGCCCCGAGCGUGAACUCGGGCACAACCUCUCUUCGCUCCAACCCUGCGAACGCUCCGUAUCCGACAUCCCCGCCCUCCGCUCUUCUUCUUCCGCCCUCCACAAGCAACACAAGGCCUCACCCACCGCCGGAGCAUCGGCGGCCAAGCACGGGAACCAGGACAAGUCGAAGCACAAAAAGAGGAAGUUGAAGACGAUGCCGUCGGUCGCGUCAUCGGGGACCUAUUUUCCCACACGCUCGCCAGUCCUCACCUCUCGCAGUGGACGGGGUCACUCAUCAGAGAUCCUCAGUGAGACAUCGGCCGAAGAGAGCUCGGCAAACCCCACCCCCACCCCUCCUACAACAACCCUCUCUCACAGCUCUGACUAUCUCCCAACAGCUAGUACCGGCUCCGGGUCAACCGGCCUCUCGGACGAUGGGACAGUGAUCUGACCACGCCCCCUUGUUUGCCACGCCCACUCAGCCUUCCCCCAUGACUGCCAGUCUAACCAUUUGUGUUGCUUCCAAUAAAGCUCUCUCAUUUGUUGAGCCUCUCUCUCUCUCUCUCGCUCUCUCCUCUUUCUAUCAUACCUUACUACCUGCAGACUAUUAGCUCUGAGUUAUCUAUUGCCACAUCAUAUGUUUGUUUUUUCACAUUUUUAUGUGACAAACUUUGUAACGUGCGUGUGUGAAUUAUAUAUCGUGUGUGUGUGUGUGUGUUGUGUUGUACUAGAGGGGUAGGCGUGUUGGUGUACUUUGAAAGUGUUGUUUUAGU
This is a messenger RNA of Geodia barretti, 2940 nucleotides long. The record is from the annotation of a GenBank genome assembly. Lineage: Eukaryota; Metazoa; Porifera; Demospongiae; Tetractinellida; Geodiidae.